Messenger RNA from Coccinella septempunctata (seven-spotted ladybird), 1866 nucleotides. RefSeq lists its product as uncharacterized. The transcript is spliced from 4 exons. The record is from RefSeq and is a predicted model, not a curated record. Bases 85 to 1866 code for a protein of 593 amino acids. NCBI's taxonomy places the organism in Eukaryota, Metazoa, Arthropoda, Insecta, Coleoptera, Coccinellidae.
AUUAUUUUCACGGAGGGGCCAUAUGAGAUUGAAAGCGAUCAGAUCAAAAGUGUGACGUCAAAUACUGAUGAAAGCAUUCCUUUCAUGGAGGGGCCACAUGAGAUGGAAAGCGAGCAGAUUGAAAGUGUUAUGACAAAUACUGAUGAUAUUCUUUCGAGUGUACCUGUCUCACGCUCUGCAGAGUACUUCCAAGUCUUUCCCAGAAAUUAUAGAGAGAUCCGAAAACUGAAAACAACAAUCAACUCCUUGAGAAGCAAAAUAAAUGGUAUAUCGAAUAUUUGUUUAUAUAAAUUUCGGAUGAGAUUUGACGUCCAAGAACUUUUAAAUAAAGAUCCAAAACACGCAAUAGACAACAACAAUGCCAGACACUUGCCAAUAAACCACAUUAUUGCGAAUUCAGAAAGUAACAUCACCAAACUAUCAAGUGAAAACCAAAAUGAGAUCAGGUUGAAAAUGGCGAACACAUUACAAUCCCACUACAACAAGGUCAAAAACUCGAGACUCAAUCCUACGCAACAAAAAAUGCUGAACGAUUUCAAAAGAACCAAAAAGUUCAUAAAUGACAACCCACAGAUUAUAAUUACAAAACCAGACAAGGGUAACUCAACGGUUGUAAUGAACGAGUCCUCCUACACAUCCAAGAUGGAAGAAUUGCUGAGCGACGCAACAACAUAUAAAUCAAUAAAGAAGGACAUCACGAACACACUAACUGCACGGAACAAUACAUUUAUCAAGGAUUGGGAAAAAAGAGGAUUCAUAUCACCCCAGAUAGCGAAGUCCCUACUUAUACACAACAGCAUACCUCCCAAUAUAUAUGGUCUCCCAAAAAUCCACAAGACCAACAUACCAUUAAGGCCAAUAAUUUCUCAUACCCAGUCACCAUUAUACAAACUGUCAAAACAUCUUUCCUCGGUAUUAUUCAACGUAGUAAACAAAAAUGUUUACCACACAAAGAACUCCUUUGAUCUCAAAGCAUCAUUAGACGGGCUACACAUACCAACACAUCAUGGAUUGUUUUCCCUAGACAUUGUUCCACUGUACACCAACAUACCCACAGAACUGGUUCCAAUAAUAAUAGAGAAAAAAUGGCCCUUAAUAGAACCACAUACAUGCAUACCAAAAGACGAAUUCAUUAAGGCAGUUAAACUCACGUUAGAAACUUGUCAUUUCCAAUACAAAAACGUUUUCUAUCUACAAAUAUAUGGAGUAGCGAUGGGAAGCCCAAUAGCAAGCACAAUUGCACAACUAGUACUCGAAUACCUUGAGGAAGAAAUAUUAGCCAAUUCAAACUACGACAUUACAAUCUUUAAAAGAUACGUCGAUGACUGCCUAAUAAUAACAUCUGAACAACAAGUCCAAGAAAUACUAGCACACCUUAGUGGAUUUCACAAUAAAAUACAAUUCACCAUAGAAAAGGAGAAAAACAAUUCGAUCAAUUUCCUCGAUAUCACCAUUAUCAGGAAUAACAAUAAAUUGGAAACCAAAUUAUACAGGAAACCAACGAACACAGACUGGAUAUUGGAUUACAACUCAGCACACAGUGAGAGGCAAAAAAGGGCAAUUAUAACGAACUACAUAGACAGAGCAAUAAAGGUAGCAUCACCAAGAUAUAGACCAACAAUUCUAGAGGAAACAAUCACACUUCUAACGAAAAACAAUUACCCGAUUAAUAAGAUCAAAAGGAUAUUGAAACAUCGAACACAUAAAUUAUACAACACACUUGAUACGACAACAAAGAAGGAACCGACAACAUACAUACCAAUACCAAAUAUUCCACAAUUAUCCGAAAAAAUCGAAAAUAUACUUCGACCGUACAGUAGCAUCAAAAUAGCACAUAGACCACACUUACAAAUAAAACAAGUAUAG